UGGCCUGCUCUCCCUGUCAUCAUGCGGUUUUCAGGGGGUUUUCCAGGUGGCUCCUGGGCAUUCUGGGCAUUCUGUUCUGGGCCUGCUCUUCAAGGAGAGCCCAAGAGCAGCGUUGAAGAGAAGGCUGCGGGGGGCCCUGGGCUAGGACGGAGCCAUCCACUGUCCAGACCACUGUCCCUGUGCCCACAUGUGCUCAGCAAUGCCGGGACGGGCGGCCUCACUCUGCUUCUGGAACUUCAAGUGCAGCCUCAAGGUUUGGGGUCUCUGGGCGCAGCUCCACUUUACUCACAACAUUCGUGCACCUGGUGCUCACAGAGACCCAGCAGUUGCCAGGCUUCCCCGUCCCAUGAAACAGUACCCCCCACCCCAUAAAACAGUUCCCUGGGCUGCCCUCGGAGCCCUUCUGCUCCAGCCCCCAUCGGCUUCCUUGGGUAGCUGAGGCUGGAGAGGAGGUUCUGACUCUGGCCAGGCAGCUGUCAGUGGGGCCCUGGGCAGUUGGAACCUGAACACCUUUCCAAGGACCGCCGGGCGUGAGGCUGGGGCACGCUGAGCUGGGAUCUGGGCCUUCCAGGCUGGCUCGUGUGGCUUGCCUGGGCAGGGAAGGCAGAGCAGCUGGGGGUCUCUGUGUCUGUGUGUCUCAGGGGGCAUGUGUGCACGUGCAGGGAGUGAGGGGCUGGAGGGAGGCAGGCGGCCACAGCUUCUGUGUUGGUGUCACCUGGUCAGCUGCCCUCCUAGGGCAGUGCAGCCAGGGUUGGGGGAGGGACAUUUAUGAACUCCAGCAUGAGAGGGACCCAGGUUUGAGCUCUGGCCCCGGCAUGACUAAGCUGGGUACCCUCCAAGGACGAGUCUCUUGUCUGCACGCCGGGUUCUUCUUAAUGGAGUCAGGACCACGAUCUUCCUGAUUCAUGCGGUGUGCAUGGCCAUGGACCGUGUGCCAGGCCCUGUUCCGGCACUGUAGGCACACAGUCAGGGCCUGCUGAGGACGGGGCGAGGGGAGCACCCUUGCCCGCCGUAGUAGGGUAGUAGGGUCAUGUCCCCUCCACCGCAAGGCUGGGAGAAGGCGUGGUGGGGAAUGGGAGGGUUGUGUCUAGAGUAGGCGGAGGGCUGGCGUGGGGGACGGAGCUGCCCUUCCCUGUGUCCUUGCUCCCUCCCGAGAGUGCGUGGGAGCGCGCAGGAGCCCCAGAGGCCACCCCAUGGGCCGUGGCCCCCGCAUGGCUGUCCCGGCUGCAGCCACUUCCUGCUUAGCCUGGACAAAAAUGUCUUUGUCGGGCUGAGUUCCUCCUGGAGCCUCCCUGUCCCUUCGCUUCCCAGGAGUGUCCGCCGGACGGGAGGAGCUUCCGCGAGGAGCAGUGCGUCUCCUUCAACUCCCACGUGUACAACGGGCGGACGCACCAGUGGAAGCCUCUGUACCCGGAUGACUAUGUCCACAUCUCCAGCAAACCGUGUGACCUGCACUGCACUACCGUGGACGGCCAGCGGCAGCUUAUGGUUCCCGCCCGCGACGGCACAUCCUGCAAGCUCACUGACCUGCGAGGGGUUUGCGUGUCUGGAAAAUCCCAUCGGCUGUGACGGGGUGCUUUUCUCCACCCACACACUGGACAAAUGUGGCGUCUGCCAGGGGGACGGUAGCAGCUGCACCCACGUGACGGGCAACUAUCGCAAGGGGAAUGCCCACCUUGGUUACUCUCUGGUGACCCACAUCCCGGCUGGUGCCCGAGACAUCCAGAUUGUAGAGAGGAAGAAGUCCGCUGACGUGCUAGCUCUUGCAGACGAAGCUGGCUACUACUUCUUCAACGGCAACUACAAGGUGGACAGCCCCAAGAACUUCAACAUCGCAGGCACGGUGGUCAAGUACCGGCGGCCCAUGGAUGUCUAUGAGACUGGAAUCGAGUACAUCGUGGCACAGGGGCCCACCAACCAGGGCCUGAAUGUCAUGGUGUGGAACCAGAACGGCAAAAGCCCCUCCAUCACCUUCGAGUACACGCUGCUGCAGCCGCCGCACGAGAGCCGCCCCCAGUCCGUCUACUACGGUUUCUCCGAGCCCGCCUCCGAGAGCGCUGAGAGCCAGGGCCUGGACGGGGCCGGGCUGAUGGGCUUCGUCCCGCACAACGGCUCCCUCUACGGCGAGGCCUCCUCAGAGCGGCUGGGCCUGGACAACCGGCUGUUCGGCCACCCGGGCCUGGACAUGGAGCUGGGCCCGAGCCAGGGCCAGGAGACCAACGAGGUGUGCGAGCAGGCCGGCGGCGGGGCCUGCGAGGGGCCCCCCAGGGGCAAGGGCUUCCGAGACCGCAACGUCACAGGGACUCCUCUCGCCGGGGACAAGGAUGACGAAGAGGUCAACACCCACUUCGCCUCCCAGGAGUUCUUCUCGGCCAACGCCAUCUCUGACCAGCUGCUGGGCACAGGCUCUGACUUGAAGGACUUCACCCUCAAUGAAACCGUGAACAGCAUCUUUGCACAGGGUGCCCCAAGGAGCUCCCUGGCCGAGAGCUUCUUUGUGGAUUAUGAGGAGAACGAGGGGGCUGGCCCUUACCUGCUCAACGGGUCCUACCUGGAGCUGAGCAGUGACAGGGUUGCCAACAGCUCCUCUGAGGCCCCGUUCCCCAACGUUAGCACCAGCCUGCCCACCUCGGCCGGGAACAGGACUCACAAGGCCAGGACCAGGCCCAAGGCGCGCAAGCAAGGCGUGAGUCCCGCGGACAUGUACCGGUGGAAGCUCUCGUCCCACGAGCCCUGCAGUGCCACCUGCACCACAGGGGUCAUGUCUACGUAUGCCAUGUGUGUCCGCUACGAUGGUGUCGAGGUGGAUGACAGCUACUGUGACGCCCUGACCCGUCCCGAGCCUGUCCAUGAGUUCUGCGCUGGGAGGGAGUGCCAGCCCAGGUGGGAGACGAGCAGCUGGAGCGAGUGUUCGCGCACCUGCGGAGAGGGUUACCAGUUCCGCGUUGUACGCUGCUGGAAGAUGCUCUCGCCCGGCUUCGACAGCUCCGUGUACAGCGACCUGUGCGAGGCAGCCGAGGCCGUGCGGCCCGAGGAACGUAAGACCUGCCGGAACCCCGCCUGCGGGCCCCAGUGGGAGAUGUCGGAGUGGUCUGAGUGCACUGCCAAGUGUGGGGAGCGCAGUGUGGUGACCAGGGACAUCCGCUGCUCGGAGGAUGAGAAGCUGUGUGACCCCAACACCAGGCCUGUAGGGGAGAAGAACUGCUCGGGCCCGCCCUGUGACCGGCAGUGGACCGUCUCCGACUGGGGACCGUGCAGUGGAAGCUGCGGGCAAGGCCGCACCAUCAGGCACGUGUACUGCAAGACCAGUGACGGACGGGUGGUACCUGAGUCCCAGUGCCAGAUGGAGACCAAACCUCUGGCCAUCCACCCCUGUGGGGACAAAAACUGUCCCGCCCACUGGCUGGCCCAGGACUGGGAGCGGUGCAACACCACCUGCGGGCGCGGGGUCAAGAAGCGGCUGGUGCUCUGCAUGGAGCUGGCCAACGGGAAGCCGCAGACGCGCAGCGGCUCCGAGUGCGGGCUCGCCAAGAAGCCUGCCGAGGAGAGCACGUGUUUCGAGAGGCCCUGCUUCAAGUGGUACACCAGCCCGUGGUCAGAGUGCACCAAGACCUGCGGGGUGGGCGUGAGGAUGCGAGACGUCAAGUGCUACCAGGGGACCGACAUCGUCCGUGGUUGUGAUCCGUUGGUGAAGCCCGUUGGCAGACAGGCCUGUGAUCUGCAGCCCUGCCCCACGGAGCCCCCAGAUGACAGCUGCCAGGACCAGCCAGGCACCAACUGUGCCCUGGCCAUCAAGGUGAACCUCUGCGGGCACUGGUACUACAGCAAGGCGUGCUGCCGCUCCUGCAGGCCCCCCCACUCCUAGGCCCGGCAGCUGCAGCCCCUUCCAGUUGAAGACCAAGCGCCCCUCCUGGGGCUGCUGCAGCUUCUGGGGCCUCCACAGACCCCCCUCCUGCAGGGCACGCUGGCCUGAGAGACGUGGCACUGAGCCUCGGCUGUCAAGAGGGGACUUCCCACGGCCCAUGGACCUUUGUGCUCCCGGGGCAGAGCCUUCAGCACCCAGUGGCCUCCUCCAGACAGAGCCACCCCUGCCGUGGGAACCUGUCCGUGUUCCUGCGUGGAUCCUGUGUUUGUGGCUCCCACUCCCCAGCCCCCAGCAGCCCCCAGCCGAGGGGCCCAGGGCCCACAGCCAGUGGUGGAGGUGUCUUGCUCUGGGCCCGUAGCCCACGCCCUCUCUGGGUGGCAGGGCCUUCUGAAGGAAACUUGCAGGCGAGCCCAACGUGGGGGUGGCCUCCCUCCCUCGGAGGCCAUGGGGUGAGAGGGGCUCAGGCAGCCAAGGAAGCCCAGGCGUGCUCCCUCUUAAGGAGCCCCUCCCAUGGAGCGCUCUUCCCGCCGUAGUUUCUACCCCGGGCAGAGGCACCUGCCCACGGGACGUUUGGGGAUGGACCGCGGGCCCCGCCCCGGCAGUCAGCAUCAGUGCUCAUCUACAUUAAUAAACUGGUCCUAUUUAUGGCGGCA
Messenger RNA from Symphalangus syndactylus (siamang), 4518 nucleotides. RefSeq names its product ADAMTS like 2 (gene ADAMTSL2). Lineage: Eukaryota; Metazoa; Chordata; Mammalia; Primates; Hylobatidae. Gene Ontology annotation, biological process: extracellular matrix organization. Gene Ontology annotation, cellular component: extracellular matrix. The record is from RefSeq and is a predicted model, not a curated record.